AUGGCGGACAGAUUCCCUUCGCUGGAGGAUUUUGAUUCGGGUGCCCAGACCGAUAUCAAGGACUCGGGCGCCUCGCCUUCCGCCGACGACUUCCUAGCCCGCGAGAAGGCCCUCCUCGGCGAGGACGCCAACCAGUUCGCUACGAGUGAAGACGCCGUCGCGUUCGGAGCUGGCGAUGACGACCUUCUUGGCGGCGCCGGAGGUAGCAGCAACGUCAUCGCCGAGGAGUCGACAUUCGAGUCGCAGUUCCCCGAUCUUGCCAACCAGAACGAGGCCGUUGCACCGGGCGCCAUCCCUGGCGGUGGUAUCACUGCCCCUAGCGUCAACUACAACUCUGGCUACAGCGCCUUUGUCGAGGAGGAGGAAGAGCCAGCCGUCAUCCGUGAGUGGCGCGAACAGAGAGACGCGCAGAUUGAGAAGCGUGCGCAGCAGUUUGCAGCACAGCGCGAGGAGACCAUCAAGGAGGCGAGAGAAAACAUCGACGACUUUUACAACAACUACAAUGCCAAAAAGGAGAAGCAAAUCUCUCAGACACGGAAGGAUGCUGAGCAGUUCCUGUCCAGCCGCGAGGACACCGUUUCCGGAGGAACUAGCUGGGAGAGAAUCGCCAAGCUGGUGGACGUCAGCGGGAAGGGCUCCAAGGGCGGUGCCUCCGGCUCUGGUAAGGAACGCUUCCGCGAGCUGUUGGUGAGCUUGAAGAAGGACGAGAAGGCACCCGGAGCUAGCGGCUACUAG
Colletotrichum karsti is the source of this 735-nucleotide messenger RNA. RefSeq names its product clathrin light chain. Gene Ontology annotation, biological process: intracellular protein transport; clathrin-dependent endocytosis; clathrin coat assembly. Gene Ontology annotation, cellular component: clathrin coat of coated pit; clathrin coat of trans-Golgi network vesicle; plasma membrane. Lineage: Eukaryota; Fungi; Ascomycota; Sordariomycetes; Glomerellales; Glomerellaceae. The transcript has 3 exons. The record is from RefSeq and is a predicted model, not a curated record. Gene Ontology annotation, molecular function: structural molecule activity; clathrin heavy chain binding. Bases 1 to 735 code for a protein of 244 amino acids.